CAGGGAAAGGAAAAACAGCCACUGAAAAGAGAGAUAGGGGAAGCUGGGAAAUUCAGCAGAAAGCAUAGGCCUGAGCCAAGGAACUCUAUAGCCUCUGUCCUCUUUUUCUUUUCUACAAAAAAAAAAAAAAGCGACCCCAAGAGGGGGGUGGGUGGGGGGUAAACAGGUCCCAGGGUAGACACACAAACACUUUGCUCACUAGUCAAAUAAACCCCCCAAAAAAGAAUACAAUAAUCCAGGUCCCCCUCCAGACUCUGCCAAGAGACCAAGGAGGGGCUGCUACAAGAAUAACAACAACCACAACAACAUCACCAAAAACAAUGAUGGAGAAGCAAUAAGCAGGAACAGGUUUUAUUGCUCUUUGUUGGUCCAUGUAUUUGCCCCAUUGCUGCAGAAAGGCCUGAGAGCAGAGAGGGAUCUGCUGGGGGCAGUGCACAGGUCACUGGCUGCUGCUGGCUUCUCCAUCACUCCUGUGCCCCCCAAGGGAAGAAAAAGUUAGAUCUGGUGGAGACAUCAUGGAUCCUUAGCAACCUCAGUUGGUUGGUAUCUCGCAGCUCCAAGGGAGGGCUGAAGGAGCAAGCGAUUGAUACCCAAUCUCUGCCACUUCCCUGCACGGGAACCUGAUACACUGUGACUACGCCAUGCUGGGCUACCAGGAUCUCAUGCAGACCUAACGCCCGCACUGUGCCGCAAUGAGCAGGUACAAGAGAGAAGAGAGAGCAAAAUGAAUGGUGGCAGUGAGAGUGGAGGAGGAGAUAACUAUGGAGGGCCCCCUUUGGUCCAAGUGCCAAUUGGCUGGCAGAGGAGGGUUGAGCAAGCCACUGUGGUAUACGUCAGUCCUAGUGGUACAAUCCUUACCUCUAUGGAUCACUUAAGGAAGUAUUUAGUCACUGAUGGAACCUGUAAGUGUGGGCUGGAGUGUCCGCUUAACAUCUACAAGGUUUUUAGCUUUGACCCCAGAGCAGUGGUGAAGAGGCGUAGUGCCGAAGACGUGAAAGCUGAGGAAGACAUGACCAAGCUCUGCAACCAUCGUCGGAAAAUUGUGGCCCUUGCAACCCUGUACAAGAGCAUUGAGAGUACUCCCCUUGCACUACAAAGCCAAGCUGCUGGAUGUGGACCCAGUCAAAAUUUCCACGGAAUGUCCGCCAGCCCAAAGAUGGGACAGCACCCUUUGCCCCAGGACCCUGACAUCUUCACCAAACUCAUGAUGGAAAAAGCCCACAACAUGCCUACUCACCAUUUGGUGGAGAAACCUCUGGAUCAGAAACAGGAACUCUUCGCUUCCAAUCCUGGAGAAAGGUACCCUGGAAUCCGAUCCAGCCAGCGGCCUGCUCUGCCAAGGCAGCAAGGGGCACCACUUGGUGAGCCCUAUGCCUUAAGGACCUGUCCACCAGCACCAUCUAAUGGUAGCUAUGAGGUGUUUUCCAGGACUCCGCAAGCCAUAUCCCAUGAGCUGUGCUCCAGCUCUUUUACACAAGUUAAGUCUUCCCAGAAUCGACCUUCCUACCCCUCAUGUAGUCAAGAACUUGCAGAUUUGUCUCCGAAGUCUUUGUCAUUUAGCUCUUGUAGUUAUGUGCCUGGUGGCACUUUCUCUCGGACGCUGGAAGAGUCUACUCAGGGCCCCAGACGGCCUUUUGCAUUCCCUGAGAAGGAUCCACUGGGCAUUUUGGACUCAAACAGCUGUAGGCCUCCAAGUCCAAAGCAACACACAUUGAACUCUCCCCCUCCACUGCAUUCUCAGGUUCCCAUCAUGAAUGCACAUUCUGUUCCGGAACAUAACUCUGGUAACCGAUCUUCUCCUGCUGUGCCCCAACAUUUCUCCCCAUUUACCCGUAGUGGAGCACUAACGUCUCCAUCAACAACGCGAUCUUCAGUCUCUUCAAUCUCUUCUCCAGCUGGCAGUAUGGAGCCAUCCCCACAACGCUCCCGUCACUCCUCUGCUUCCUCUGAGCACUUCCCUGGUCCUCCAAGGUCUAGUUCCAGAUCUCCACGACCUGUUGGUUCUCCUAAACGAUCUGUGCCCCACAGUCCAAAAGCAAUACUUGAAGGCCUCCCUCCAUUUGGGCAGGCCCAACUGGGAUCAUCAUCAAAUGCCAGCCAUGCCUUAACCCACCAAAGCAAUAAAGCAGCACCACCUGUGUCUUUGGGAGCAGCGCAAGGCUUACUAGGCUUUCCUCUUGGUUGCAUUUUGGGUCAGCAAAGCAAUGCCUCGUUCCCGGCCAGUAGCCUUCUAACAGCAGCAGCCAAGGCUCAAAUGGCAAGUCAAACCAAACCAGAAGCCACGGUCCCUAGCACUUUACCUAGCCGGUUGCUCAACCCUUGUACCUUCCUCUCUGCAACUGGCACACAAGAAAGCCGGGGGCUGCCUAACAGGGCUCAUUCACAGAGAAGGGAUGUAUUAGUAAAGCGUAAAAGACAGAAAAAUUCCCCAGGGCCUGAUAUUAGUCCACACGAAUCUGGUGGACCUCCCUUUUCACCCAAUAGCCCUAGUGGGCUCUCCAAAUUUAAUCCUGGUGUAUCAAAAUUGUCUGGGAUUGGAGGGCAGCUUGAGGAAGACCUGGGACGAUCCAAAGUCCUUCCUUCACAUUCAUUUGCUGGUCAAACGGUAUCUUCUGUUCAAAUGCCUCGUUCGUCAGCUGAGGAGUCUCCAAGCCAAAGCAAAAAUCCCAGCCUUUCUCCAGCUUCCCAGGACUUUAGCAGUCAUCUCCUUGGCCUUGUAGGGCAACUAGUCCAUACAGCUACAGAGCAGAACUCAGGGACACCUUUACCACUGAAGUUACCUUCAGGCUCUACGGGGACAAACCCAUCUUCCACUACAAAGCCCAACCAAUCUCCGAUUGCAAAAUCGUCUCCUGUUCCCAGCCUAGUACAGAACUGUGUCACUGAAGGCAACAACGAAUUACCAUGUGCCCUUCCACCUGGUGGGGAUGGCUUCUCUUUUCUGGGCCAGGAUCAAGUUCUGCCUUUUGUUGCCACUCCUAGCCUGUUAAACUUGGCAAUGCUGGGGUCAUUGCCACUCUCCCUCAGCCUAAAUCAGCACCAACAGCUAUUAAACCAAGGCUUGCUCAAUUUACUCUCUUCUUCCUUAUUAGGAAGUACAGAACUUGGCUUCAUGGGACUGCAGAAUCCACCACUUACUCUGCCAUCUGCUGUAGGUGAUCCAGAAAACAAUGCUUUGCAGGCUUUGUUAAUGGCAUCUCUCCUUCAUAGUCCUCUUUUACCACUAGGAGGGCUGGGCUUGCCACAGUUAGAUCUUUCCCAACAAAACCAUCAGCAAAGCAAUCUGCUGUCCUCUCUUGCACCCUUACUUGACUCUCUACCCCCUGCACAAACUGACACAGCUGAGAAAACUGAGACACCCAUUACCCUUCCCGAGACCUUCUCUGAGAGCACUCUCCAACCACUGCUUUUCCCUCCUGUCUCUGCCUCGCCAGCCCUCAUUGCCCUGAAUUCAGCACUUCUGGCUGCCAGUCUUGGGGCUGUUGACUCCUCCACUUGCCCUGGACAGAUCAAUAGCUCCUGUGCUGGGUCUGCAUCCAUUACCACAACCACUAACUCACCUGCCUUAUCAGAAGGGAAGAUACCUUCAUCUGAAACACACAGCCCCUUCAACCUCCAGCAAUCACAAACUUCAUCUGGCAGACUUAAUUCUCUCAUGCCACCUCUUCUCAACCCAUUGCUUACAGCUGGCUUGUUAGGUGAUCUCUCCACAUUGAAUACAAAUACUGGUGGGCAUUUAGGAAACCUCCAGACGCUGCUGAGUGCUCAGGCCCUGCUUCCAAACCAGCAGGCUUUUCUUCCUUCCCUUCCAGGACCUCUAGGGAUGCACUUGUUCCAGGGACAGUCUCUUCUGCAAGGACACCGGAGCAACACUCAGACCCACACUACAUCCACAUCUGAGAAAGAAGUCAGCCAGUCUUCCCAUUCCGAAUGUUCCAUAACACCGACAUCUCAAGCCCAGCCAGUAUGUCCUCAACAUUCUGACUCCACUCUUGCCUCUCAAAGAGCUGACAUGGCUGGAAAAACUCAGAAUUCUUCACUCCCUGCUGUGCGACCUGGUUCUUCUUUUGUCUGCAAUGCCUCAAGUGCCUUUGAAACUAGCCCCAUCCCCAAAGGCCCCCUUUACCAGGGACCAGCACGUGCUGACCUUCCCCCUGACACACCUGCUGAUCCCCCAAGAACAGAAACCUUGCCUCCGUCUUUUGACUCUCCUUGCCCUGAGACUGAAUCAGAAGCAUCUCCACUCAAAAGGUGCCGGCUGCUAACUGACCCUGUUAUCACAACUGAUGUCCCAAAUGGAGCUACACCAAACCUUCUCUCAUGGAUGGGCUCCUCGCAUUCUUCAAACGCCUUAAAUAUUCCUGAAAUGGAGCUCUCCAAGGGCAAGGAACGGGGCUAUAGGUUUAAUGGCCGUGCCCGGAGUGAGAGGACUUAUGGUCGUUGGCCACGGGGAGAUAGACUGUCCGGUUCUAGACAUUCUUACUGGAAGUAUAAUGGUGGAGAUGCAACCCAAAAUGAUGAGGUAGCUGGACGUAGCCAGGAACUGGCACAGCCAGUGCUUGGCAUCCCUACAUAUACCUCUCACUGGCAGGAAGAGGGAGAACAGCCCAGGGAGCAGGAGGUGGAGGUGCCACCCCAGCUGCUGAAACGCUCCCGAAGAGGAAGACGAAGGGGCCAAAAUUCACAGAGGAUGAGCACUCGGCUGGAAGCGGUUCCCUCGAAAUGGCCAACUCCUGAUCCUGCCAGUGGUUUAAAUGCUGACCGCCCCAUCGUCAGGCACAACAGACCUGGACGCCCUGCCAAGAACAGAAGGCGGAGGAUGAUUUAGCAGAUUUCGCUGGCUCUUCUUACUCUUAUUGCGCUUAUCCCAAUUCUUUCACAGGCACUUCCUUUCGCCCCCCCCCCCCCCCUUUCCCUUCCACAUGUUUCUCUGAGUACAGCAAGUGAGCGAGCUAUGCCUUUUAUUUAAGCUCUUCCUUUUUCUAUACAGAAGGAUCACCCUUCAGAUUGAAGUCAGAAUACAUGUUCAGUUUCUCCCACUCAACUCAGGAGAUAACUAGGGCUUUCCCUUCUCUUCCCCAACAGCUAGCAAAUUCUGAUCACUUGCUAUAUCAUGGCCUUAUUACCUUCAAUGUUAUGGGAUCCUUGUUUUUAAGGAAUGUUACCUGUUCCUCGACAGGGCUUUUUAUCACUUGGACCUACAGUAUAUAUGAAAUAUGAUAAUACUUAAUAUGAUAACACUUAAUCCUAUUUAUCAGUGGAAUUGUGCAAAAUCUAAUUAUUUUUUUGUACAUUUGUGUACACCCUCAAAAUUUUUAUUUACCUCCUCCACAUUACUUUGGGUUUGAGCAUCUCACUCUGGCUUGGCAGCCGUUUCAAGUGUGUCUUAUCAGGUGUUAAUUGAUCUGUUUUACCCUCCACUUUGACUUUCUAUACACAUUGUAAGUAGUAGUUGUUCCCACAAUCUAAUAGGGUCCCAUCAGGCCCACUCUAGAAUAUAUGAGCCAUAAAAAUGCUGCCUCCUUGCUCUCGAAAGCACAAAUUACAUUAUCUGCAACUUCUUUCCUCCUUACACUGGUUUGGGAUUUGUUUGAAGCUUUUUGGUGUGUAUUUGUUUUGAGAUUUUUUAUUUUAUUAUUAUUAUUUGACCCUUUUAAGUUAUUUCCCCAUUAACAGUUAUUUUUGUCCAUACAGUAUAACUUUCCCUUUAGCACGGUUUGACAUUUGAUAAUACAGUAGUUCCCAACACAGUCUUCAAGGCAUAAUAUUUGUUCAUUACUUAAGAAUUUCCUAAUUCUGUGCCUAUGUGCAUACCAACAUAGAAUCUGCGUGAUGUACCUACUGCCAGGUCUCUAAUAGAAUCUGCGUGAUAUACAUACUGCCAGGUCUUUGGUAGUCUGACAUCCAAUACGAUGCACUCAUGCCAAUGAGAAUCUGUUAAAAAAAAAAACUUAGCAUAUUUAUUUAAAUUUGUAGGGUACAUCCUAAAUACUAGCUCAGGUUCAUCAUUCAGAGGACAUUCAUUAUCUGUUUAAUGGUGUAAGUUGACAUCCAUUGCAGUUAUUGGAAGAGCACAUAUGUGUAAAGAGAAGGUGUGAAAUAACAGCAUUUGGAAAGCAGUAUAGGUAUUCUGUCAUCUUUAUCAGGAAGGACAACUCCUGCCAAGCACUUCAUAGGUAUUACGUGGGAGAAAUACAGAAAACAAAUCCCGUCCUUAUCCAUCAGAACUAUUGUAAAACACUUUCAGACUAUACAUAACGAGCAAUUCUGGCUAUUUGUUUCCAUGGUGAUUAUAGUACUAGGCCCUACAGUUGCUCUUUAUACUUAAACCAAAAUAAUACUUAACACUACAUGUGAGCACUCUAUAUUCUUCAAUGCAUAACAUUAAUUUAUUUUUCUUUUCUUUAAAAGCAUUCUCACAUAUCAAAAUACUUGACUAGGAUUCAGGGAUAGCAUGUAUUUUACUUAAGAUUGUAAAGCUUUUGAUUACCUUGUGUUACUGCUGCCUACUCUUUGGUUAAAUUAAUCACUACGUAAAGGACUUUUGAUAAUCAUGUUUCUAGAAACCUUUCUAAUAUAUAAAAUUGUAAUCUGGAUGCAAGAAAUGUGUUCAACAUCUACUUUUAGGAGUCCGUCACUACUCAUAGAUAACCAGUUGGGUUCUGAAAGGCAGGGUUAGAUUAAUUUAAUCUUGGAGCCAGACAACAAUUAGCCAAUUGACAGCCGAACUGCUGCAUUCACUCAAUUCGUCAUGUAACAGCUGAACCCUUCAUUCACUCACAACACACCGAAUAACGUAUAGCUGUCAACUCACAUACACUUCUCAUGUAUUUUCCACUCGGCUUCCACAUCAAAUGUGACUUCCUUAUACAUCCCAGUGUGACACCCAUCUCACAUAGAGCACCCCACAUCACAUAAAUCACACAAAACACACAUAUGUUAUUGUUUCUGCUACAGCAGUUGCCUUGUGGAUUUAAAAAGCUGCAUGUGGCAGUGAGGUUUGUCGUCAUUGUGCUAAUUUGUCACACAGUCUUGUCAUAUCACUCUCAAGGAACCAGAGGACUUGGGUCACAAGUGACGUCACUUUCUAAUGAAUGCAUUCAUAGUAAUUGGUCAGAAAGCAUCUUGCUUUAAUACAUAAACCAAUUAAAACCAGUGGCUAUUACUGCAUAAUAGGACAUUUUUCAAGUCUAGGACUGAGAAUUUAAGGAACACACGAAACACCUCAACUAAAGCUCACUGUGGUUGUUAUGGUACCUGGAGUGCCUAAUAUUAUAAGUAGUCAAACGGUUUUAAAAUUGUUUUCUUAUCUGGUGUCGCUCUGCUGUCUCUCUACAGCCUCCAGUAGAGCCGGACGCUCUUGCGUAGGAGCGUCCGUUUGAUCAGCUCAGGGGGCGUUAGCUGAUAGGACUCAGCCAGUGAACUAAGCCAUGCACCGUUGCACUUAGUUCAAACCGAGAACUUCCAGCUAGGGAGGGGGCUGCAAGGAGACGUGGAGUGGCCCUUGUCAGACCCCAAGUAAGAAGUCCAACCGUUGUAAAACAGUUUGACUACUUACAAUGAGGAAGGGGAGGGUUAGUAAGGUUACUCCUGGCAUUAAAACAUACAUACUCUGAUGGUCAGGAGUCUUGGAGUGGAGUGAAAAAAAACGGUCAAUGAAAGCUUUGGUAAUCACUUGUUUUAUAGGAUAAGGAGGAGCCAUAGGAAAUCUUGCAAUCUAAUGCUGUUUGGAUAGUUGAAAUUUUUAGCUUGUACCAUGCUUGUCAGCAAUUUCUAAAUACCGGCAGUUAAUUGGAGUGAGUUCUGUCCUGAAUAGUACAGUUGGAUAUAUAUUGAUAGAUUAUUUUAUAGAUAUGCCAGUAUGCCUUGUCAUUAGACAAGCCACCAAAUUUACAAUUUUCUGUAUUUCUUAAUCUAAUCCCAAUCAAAACAGACUUGCUACGAUUAAUGACCCCCAGUUUAUUUAAUUAGAUGUUUCA
Molecule: messenger RNA, 7979 nt
Organism: Pelobates fuscus (common spadefoot toad)
Lineage: Eukaryota; Metazoa; Chordata; Amphibia; Anura; Pelobatidae
Gene: MBD6
Product: methyl-CpG binding domain protein 6
Exons: 13
Coding region: 725-4828 (1367 amino acids)
Cellular component (GO): chromocenter; nucleus
Molecular function (GO): chromatin binding; DNA binding
Source: RefSeq, a predicted model, not a curated record